Penicillium robsamsonii is the source of this 189-nucleotide messenger RNA. RefSeq lists its product as uncharacterized. The coding region runs from base 1 to 189 and encodes 62 amino acids. The transcript has 2 exons. NCBI's taxonomy places the organism in Eukaryota, Fungi, Ascomycota, Eurotiomycetes, Eurotiales, Aspergillaceae. The record is from RefSeq and is a predicted model, not a curated record.
AUGGUGCUUUGGCAAAGUGCUGCGCCUAAGCUCGACGCUAACUCCCCUAAGAUUGGUGAUGGUUCCGCUGCGGGUCCUAUAGACCCUGCGUUUGGUGUCUUCACUCCAGCCUUAGCGUUGCUGCUGAGAAGAAGGGCUCUAUUGCUGUUUCCAAAUUGUGAUGAGGAGGUUGUGAAAUUAGUAGACUAG